This is a messenger RNA of Calliphora vicina (urban bluebottle blowfly), 656 nucleotides long. RefSeq lists its product as uncharacterized. The transcript has 3 exons. NCBI's taxonomy places the organism in Eukaryota, Metazoa, Arthropoda, Insecta, Diptera, Calliphoridae. The record is from RefSeq and is a predicted model, not a curated record. Bases 1 to 405 code for a protein of 134 amino acids.
AUGAAAAAAGUUUCACAACAGAAUGUCUUAUUUGCUGCUGCAAUGUCAAGUCCCCCAACAACAAUACCGCCUCCCACUACCACUACAUUGGCAACCACAACAACAACAUUCUGGAAUGAAUUGGACAUGGAUUUCAAUGGCAUUGAGCCAACAAACUCCAUAAUUGUUAUCGAUAAAUUGGGCAUUAAAUAUCAAUCAAAUUUAAAUGAAAUUGGCAAAUCAGAACAAAAGCUUAUGGGUGAUACACCAAAGGGUUAUGAUUGGUCAAAGGAUAAACAAGCAUCAGCUGCAGCUACAUUUAAGCCUCUACUGCUGUGUCAUCAUGUCUGGAACUAUGAGUGUUUGGCUUUAAUUUUAAUGCUGAGGUUUGUAUGGUUGAAAUUUUGGAAUUUAAAGGAAACGUAAAAGUUUAAAGAAACAAUUUACAUAACAUAAUCGCUUAAGUAAGCUACUUAUAUACAAAAAUUAAGUUUAAGCCUAAAUAAAAUUAUUAUACAAUAGUUAAAGUAUGAAACUUAAAUAUAAACGAGAUAUAAAGAGCUUUUGUUUUUAUUAAAUGUUGUUAAAUGUAAGACGGUAAAAUUGUAUGAAAUUUAUAAUAAAUUAUACAAAAAUAAAUAAGAAGAAAAUUAAAGAAAAAUAAACAAAUGAAGAAA